CGCUUUUCUUGUGACGCGGCACGUAAUAUAGUGCGCAUGCGCCGGCAAGGAAACGCUUGUGGCUGAUGUAAGAAGAGAGACCGGUCGAAGCGGAGAUACCGGGAAACAGACCGAGGAUCGAACAAACGCUAGUGGGCUGUGCGGACAAGAGUUGAAGUAAUAAUUAUCUAACCUAACGACAAGAUGUCCGGAGACGAGAUGAUUUUCGACCCCACCAUGUCCAGGAAGAAAAAGAAGAAGAAGAAGCCCUUCAUGCUGGACGAAGAAGGGGGAGAGCCACAGACAGAGGAGACUCAGGUCCCGGAGACCAAAGAGGUCGAACCAGAGCCCCAGGAAGACAGGGAUGUGGAGGCAGACGACGAGGCUUACAGGAAAAAAGAUGCCCCUGAUGAUCUAGAUGACCUGAAUUUCUUGAAUCAGAAGAAGAAGAAAAAGAAAACCAAAAAAUUUGACCUGGAUGAAGCGGAAGAGGCUGUUAAGAAUCUCAAAAUUGAGACUGAAGUCCAGGAAGCCACAGAAUCCCAAGAAGAUGAUCUGGAUAUCAUGCUGGGCAAAAAGAAGAAAAAGAAAAAUGUGAAGUUUCCAGAGGAAGACGAUAUGCUUGACAAAGAUGAAGCUUUUGAAGAAGAAGAUAACAAGAAAGAUGAUGGAAUAUCCUUCAGUUCCCAGCUUGGUCCUGCAUGGGCAGGCACAGAAAGGGACUAUACAUACGAUGAGCUACUAAACAGAGUGUUUAACAUCAUGCGUGAGAAAAACCCAGACAUGGUGGCUGGAGAGAAGAGGAAAUUUGUCAUGAAGCCACCUCAGGUGGUCAGAGUAGGAACAAAGAAGACCUCCUUUGUGAACUUCACUGAUAUCUGCAAACUAUUACAUCGUCAGCCAAAACAUCUCCUGGCUUUCCUCCUAGCUGAAUUGGGAACAAGUGGAUCCAUAGAUGGUAACAACCAGUUAGUAAUCAAAGGCAGAUUCCAGCAGAAGCAAAUUGAAAAUGUCCUCAGAAGAUAUAUCAAGGAGUAUGUGACUUGUCACACCUGUCGGUCGCCCGAUACCAUUCUACAAAAGGACACAAGGUUAUAUUUCCUACAGUGUGAGACCUGCCACUCGCGCUGCUCCGUGGCCAGCAUCAAAACUGGUUUCCAGGCCGUCACAGGCAAGAGAGCACAGCUCCGCGCCAAAGCCAACUAACUGGCGCGUCCACGCGGUCAGAUCUUACCAGCCCGUUGCGAGGAGACACUGAGGGCACCCCCUGCCCAUUAAGGAGAGGAGCGCCCAAAAUUGUAAGGAAUGAUGUGAGAAGUUGCAAGAAAAUCUUUGGCUUAAUUUUUGUUUUUUUCCCUGUCGUUUGUGCAAACAGUCGCUAAUAUCGGACAGCUAAGCCGAUCGGUCUCUAUAAACAAUCCUCUUGCAGAAAGUGUUUUACCAGCUGUCUGAGGGAAUGGGGGGAUUUAGAAUCUGCAUUUUUAACCAGACUUCUGUAAAAUGCUAAAUACAUUAAAGUUAUUACAACAUUCAGACAA
Molecule: messenger RNA, 1517 nt
Organism: Spea bombifrons (plains spadefoot toad)
Lineage: Eukaryota; Metazoa; Chordata; Amphibia; Anura; Pelobatidae
Gene: EIF2S2
Product: eukaryotic translation initiation factor 2 subunit beta
Exons: 9
Coding region: 184-1185 (333 amino acids)
Biological process (GO): translational initiation; formation of translation preinitiation complex; formation of cytoplasmic translation initiation complex
Cellular component (GO): eukaryotic translation initiation factor 2 complex
Molecular function (GO): translation initiation factor binding; mRNA binding; translation initiation factor activity
Source: RefSeq, a predicted model, not a curated record